This is a messenger RNA of Schistocerca serialis cubense, 3724 nucleotides long. RefSeq lists its product as uncharacterized. The transcript has 20 exons. NCBI's taxonomy places the organism in Eukaryota, Metazoa, Arthropoda, Insecta, Orthoptera, Acrididae. Gene Ontology annotation, biological process: mitotic sister chromatid cohesion; DNA repair. Bases 116 to 3361 code for a protein of 1081 amino acids. Gene Ontology annotation, cellular component: nucleus; chromatin. The record is from RefSeq and is a predicted model, not a curated record.
UGUGUACAUUGUUGGUUCCGUGAACGUCAAAUGCCGUAAGUGAGUUGUAAAAACGCUGGUUGAAAUACUGGAGCUGUUGUAGACAGUUUCGCUUGGAUACCUUUCAGCGGUUAUCAUGUCCCUGACAGUGCUGUCCAACCACAAGGAAGUAGAAAAUCUACUGAAUCCACAGUCAGUAGAAAACUGGGAGAUACAUUCAAAUCUUAAUCUGCCAAAACUAGUCUCAGUCCUCAAGAAAUUUGCUUUUCAUCUGGAAGAACUGAACCAGAAUAAUAUCUUGCAUCAUGAAAUAGUUCAACUUUCUCCCUUAUUUCUUAAGUUGUUUGGUGAUGAUUUUGUAAACCACUCCAGCAGAAAAGUGAAAGUGCUUGUUGCUGCAUGUAUUGCAUACUUGUUACCAGGAUGUAUUCAGAUGCUCACAUCUUCAGAUCAUUUUAUGGCUGUGCUGUCAUUUCUUGGCGAACAAUUGGACAUUCUAUAUCACAAAGAAGCACCUGAAUUUGAACAUGCAUUCCACAUCCUAGAAAUUUUGUAUAGUAUGGAAACAACAUAUAUUUCAUGUCUUUCAUCAGUACAAAAGAACUCAUUCUGCAAGUGGAUGUUGCAGAAAUGUUUCAGUUUGGCAAACAUUAAUGGUGAUGGAGCUUCAAAGCAGUUACACAGAUUGCUGCUGAAGAUCAGUCAGAAGCUUGUAACUUGCAUGAUAAAUGAAGGAAGUUUCUCAAAAGAAUGUCUUCACUACAUCCUUGUGGCUCUUUUGGAAGAGACUGAGCCUGAUAGCAGUGGCAGUUAUAACCUAGCAAAAGAAUUGUUAUUUGCCAAUAGACGCUACUUGGAAACGCAGAUACGGAAUGUUUUGGUGAAACGUCUACAUGAUGGUCCAAGUGAAGGUAGCACAUUAGUCAUGGACACCAAACCUUUUGAGAUUAUUUACAAAGUAUAUCACAUAGAUAGCAUGAUAAUGCUUGGAGUCAUUAACAGUUUAGAAUACUGCCUAUCUUCUUCUGAUGAAAGUGAAAGAAGAGAAGUGUUGGAGUUUCUGUGUUGUUUUUUCUCAGAACAGCAUUCAAGUGUUGCUUCAGACUAUAAGAAACUGUGGAAUGCUUUUCUUUUGAAGCUACGAGCUGAAGAAAUGGCUGGAGAUGUUGUGUGUAAGCACACAUACAAUUUUCUUGUGAAUCAUCCCGAACUAAGUUCGGAUUAUAAAUGUGUGCUCAAAAAAUUAAUUCGUACCAAAAGACCAAGUUUACGCAAGGAGCUGCUGUUCCAGAUAACAAAAGCAAUACUCCAUGAGAGCAGCUUAAUCUUGCAUGAUGAUCAGUUGCUGCAGUUAAUGGCAGAACGCAUAAGGACAGAUUUUGUCGAUGUACGUUUGUGUGCGCUGAGAUGUUUAGGACUGAUAUGCAGGAAAUACCCUGCUGCUGUCUGUCCUGUUCUCAAAGAAAGGAUUAUUUGGCUACACAAUUUUUUACUGGAACAUUACAUUAAUAGUAAUUCCUGCAAUAGUGAUAGGGCAACGAUAAAGCAGUUACUGUUUACUGCUAUGGUCCCAAAGGAUGUAGUUAAUGAAGAGAAGAUAAUAUUACUGCAGAAAAUUUGGUUGAAAAUGUCUGAAAAAGCCCGGAAAGCUUUUCAUGAAAUGGGAGAGAGAGAUUUCAGGUUGAGAAAAUGGACACUGAUGAUGGUUGAGCACAUUAAAACUGGUGAUGAUAAAACUGAAGAAAUUACCAAAUGCAUAAACAGAAUAUCAGGAGAGCUCUUGGAUGGAGGAAAAUCUGAAGGCUGUUUAAGAUAUCUAGUUGACAUUAUCCGAAAAGAUAAAAGGUGCCAGGAACUUAUAGAAGUAAUACUAAUGCCGUCUUCCACUCAGGAGGAACUCAAUUCUUCUAAGAUGCUGAUAAAAUGCAUUGCAGACGCAGUUUUUUCUGAAAAUGGGCUUGAUGCUGAGAUCUGCAGUAAAAUAAAGGAUUCAUUGCUCUUUGUACAGGAACUUGUGAAUUCUUGCCCACACACAAUCUUCAGUCAAGAGGCUCUUAACUCCUUAAUGUCAGUGAUAUAUGAAGAAAAUGGGCAAUUCUCAGAAAAUAUCCUGUUGAUAUUUAAGACUGCUGCAAAAUUUAGACCCAUUGGUGAGGUCUUCCACCAGCUAUUUGAAGAAAAGCUUUUAUAUCAUUGGCGGAGGUUUGUUCUGAAGGGAGACUUGCAACAGGCCAAAUUAGCUCUGCAGUGCAUAUUGAAACAUGCUGGAGCUGCUGUGGAUAAUGUUCCUAAAUUAGUGCUUGGAGAUCUGAAAAAGCAGCUUAGAAGUACUGACAGAAAAAAAUGUGUCAUAGCCAUGAAGUUGUCGGGUCACUUAACUUCCCUUUGGUGCUCUGAAGAGGCCGCACAUCUUAUAUCAUUACUAAAGUUGCCUGAAGUUAUCAGAUGCCAACCAGAAGAAGAUGAUUUUGCUGAAGCUUGGUGUGAAAGGAGUGCCCUUCCUUUCAGAACAUUGGCUAAGAUUGUAGCAGUGAAAACAUUAACACUGUAUCACAUGUCAGUGGCAAGUGAAAGUGUUGAAGAAUUCCUUUCCUUACUUUGUGAAGUAGUUGAUAAACGUGGCAAUAUAUCUGAAGACAUACGUCUUAGCAAUGCAGAGUCAUCUUGGUUACGACUGACAGCUGGCUGUGCGCUCUUGAAAAUGUCUACUGAUCCUGUUGUGUGGAAGAAAGUCUCAAUACUUCACAUGGCUACAAUCAGUUCUCUCAUACUUGAUGAAAAUGAGAAUGUCUGUGUGCAGUUUGUUAGAAAGUUAUGUCAUCAUCUGGCUAACGAGAACUUCCCUGUUGAUUUCUUUGCUUUCUUUUCUUUGGUUGGCAUGGAGAAACGACAACAUCUUAGAGAUAAAUUUGAAGAUUAUUUCCAUGACUGUGUGAAAGCAAAGUGGGCAGAGAUUGGCAAGAUUUGUGGGAAUUCUAUAGGGAACAUGGAGAACUGUCCAGGCGCUGUCAACAAUAUUAUACCAGAAACCAGCAUUAAUGCUGUGAUUGCCUUACUGGCUUAUUAUCCGGAGUUAAAGGAUGUAAAUGAGAUGGUAAUAAAGAAAGAGAUUUGUGCUUGUCUUAAAUUCUUCUGGGGUCUGAUGCUUCUUCAUAAAUUCAGCACUGUACAUCCAUCAGUGAGCUCUUACAAGGAGUUUCUGGACAAAAUCAAGAGGAGUGUUAGCUCUAUUGACCCUGAUGAUGAACAAGCAACUGAGCGAUUGCGUGUGGUUGCCCUUCUGGCAGGUGCAACUCUACAAGGAGCAUGUCGACAAGUACACAGGUCUGGAACAGAGAAAGUCAUCAUCACACCAAACACCAAAUAUUAUUUAAUACGCUGACCACAAUGUCAAGUGGAAUAAGGUACAUUAUCAAAGUAUGGUGUGUCAUAUCAUAACAGGCAGUGUGAACAAUAUUAAAGAAAUAAUGAUAGGGUUAUUAUUAGGAGACUGUAAUUCUUAUUGUUGCUUCGGCCCAGUUGGAGAAAAAGAAAAAAAGAAAUGAUAAAGAAAAGCAAUGUAUUUUAUAACUUGCCUAUGUGACUGCAAAUAAUAGUAUUGUGUAUGUAUAGCAAUUACGGCCAGUGUAAACUGGAAGAUUCUGGAAAUAUCUUUUUGUCCCACAUAAAUAGCAUGCUACUGUGUAAUUAUAAUGAUGAAAAAGAGAGAUUUUUUUGGUUAUUAUUAUUUGUUUUGUGUGUGUGU